Diatraea saccharalis (sugarcane borer) is the source of this 1160-nucleotide messenger RNA. NCBI's taxonomy places the organism in Eukaryota, Metazoa, Arthropoda, Insecta, Lepidoptera, Crambidae. The record is from the annotation of a GenBank genome assembly.
AGUGUAGUGUAUCGUUCACCGCAAGAGAAAAACUGAAAUUAUAUAGCUAUUUGCUGGUUCUCUUACUUUUUCCCCCUUCCAACAAGGGCAUCAGUGAAAUAAUCCUCUCUCAUCCACGAUGUCCGUCGACAAGGAGGAACUGGUGCAACGCGCCAAGUUGGCGGAGCAGGCUGAACGAUAUGACGACAUGGCGGCCGCGAUGAAAGAGGUCACGGAAACCGGUGUCGAACUCAGUAACGAGGAGAGGAACCUCCUUUCUGUCGCCUAUAAGAACGUAGUUGGAGCCCGACGGUCGUCAUGGCGAGUUAUUUCAUCAAUUGAACAGAAAACCGAAGGUUCGGAAAGAAAACAACAGAUGGCAAAAGAAUAUAGGGUUAAAGUAGAAAAGGAGCUCAGAGAAAUCUGCUACGAUGUUUUGGGCUUACUUGACAAGCACCUUAUUCCUAAAGCUAGUAAUCCAGAAAGUAAAGUAUUUUACCUAAAAAUGAAGGGAGAUUACUACAGGUACCUUGCAGAAGUGGCCACAGGAGAAACCAGAAAUUCCGUCGUGGAGGACUCGCAGAAGGCCUACCAGGAGGCGUUCGACAUUGCCAAGGCCAAAAUGCAACCAACCCAUCCCAUUCGGCUUGGUUUAGCACUCAACUUUUCGGUCUUUUAUUACGAGAUUAUCAACUCACCUGCGCGAGCGUGCCACUUAGCUAAACAGGCAUUCGAUGACGCCAUCGCCGAAUUAGACACACUGAACGAGGAUUCGUACAAAGACUCUACCCUGAUCAUGCAGUUGCUGCGGGACAACCUGACGUUGUGGACGUCGGACACACAGGGAGAUGGCGACGAGCCCGCAGAGGGUGGCGACAACUAAUUCAACGCCGCGUCCACCCCAGCACACGCAUUUGUUCUCAUCGGUGUUUUAUAAGAGAGUAACAUUCGAGAAUGCCGCGCGGCGCGGGCCAACCGCCGCUGUUGCGAGCCGUCGCUUGUAAAAAAAAUGUUAAAAAUGUCGUUCGCAGCGGACCUUCACGUUCCGUCUAAAAUUAAAUGUUAUGUGUCAUCUUUGACGGUUUUGUAUUUCUGUAUUUACACUGGAUUACAGAUAUCGAGCUGACCUGAUGAAUAUAAAUAUUUAUAACUUAAGUUAUUAAAAUUACGGUUUCUUAAGU